This is a messenger RNA of Drepanopeziza brunnea f. sp. 'multigermtubi' MB_m1, 1617 nucleotides long. RefSeq lists its product as uncharacterized. The record is from RefSeq and is a predicted model, not a curated record. NCBI's taxonomy places the organism in Eukaryota, Fungi, Ascomycota, Leotiomycetes, Helotiales, Drepanopezizaceae. Gene Ontology annotation, cellular component: chromosome. Gene Ontology annotation, molecular function: chromatin insulator sequence binding. Gene Ontology annotation, biological process: regulation of transcription by RNA polymerase II.
AUGGGCCUACAAAAAGGCCCCUCGUCCCACGACAACAAAACCAACAUCACCAACAUCAUCAUCAUCAUCUCCUUCGAUCUAUCGCAACCACAGCGUUGCUUUCUUCGGCCAGCUUCUUCGUUGUCUGCGAUUAUGGACCCCCAGCAAAUGGCAGCCCAAGCUUCAGCGCAGGCUCAGGCUCAGGCUCAGGCGCAGCGCUACUUCUGUACUCCCUGCCAAAAAGUCUUCAGCACCGAAUCCCUCUUGCAGGUGCACAAGAUGAAGUCGAGCAAGCAUAUUUUGUGCGACGUCUGCAGGAUGGAGUUCAAGAACGAAGAAGCCCGCAAGUACCACCGCAACGCUCACCACAGUGCAGAGCAGGACCUCAAUUGUCCAUACUGCGGAAAGCACUUCAUUCGAAUGGGCGGCCUGGUUUCCCACUGGGAGUUGACCGAGUGCCGUGGUCUACCAGCCAGCGUCUUCGACCAACAGCGCAAGGAAGCCACCGAAAGACUAGAACAGGGGCGCGCAGCAAACCGAUUCAAGGACAUAAGCCGGUCACGCAAAGUCGAGAACGAGCCCCUUCCUCCCAUGCGUCGACAGGUUCCGGUAUUUCAGCAAACUCCAGUUGGUCAGCGCGUUGCACAAGUUCCAGUUGAUAGCGGCGUUUUGGGUAACAAUGGAGGCGGCAAUGGAAGCCCGGUUGGCGGAUAUGGCACUAGCAACGACUAUGGUACUCCUCUCGUUGACAUCGGCCCAAGUAUCGACCCCGAGGAGGACCUUAUCUCUUUUACUACGGCCGUUCUUAAUACACCAUGGGGUUUGGAUCCAAAAGAGGCUUUGGUCAAUGUUCAAAAGUUUGCUCCAACUACAUCUGACUUCCCUGCUCUGGGCAAGCCUGCUGCCGGUACCUCUGCCGGUUUCAAUCCAGCUACUGGUGGUAUGAACCGCAACAGUGUCCGCGCCCAAGCUUGUGAUACCGCCCAGACUUCGGCUCGUCUUCCCACCGUCUAUGCGGGCAACCAACCCUCUCCGGCGUCCACCAAUGCUUGGUCAAAACAAAAGAAUCUCUUCCCUGAGGCACCUGCCGCAAUUGCCCCGCCUACCGAGCUUUUGAAGUCGAUGGCUAUUUCAGAGCCCGUGAAGAAGGACAAAAACUUCAACGAAACCAACCCUGAUAGCCCAGACUUCCGUGCAGACCGCUUCUGGAUCAAACCCCUUGGCAAAUUCAAGUGCCCACACUGCCCAAAGAGCCAUGCGUCCAGACCCGCUUUCAUCGCUCACUUGAAAUCACCAGCUCACCGUUCAGAGAGACUUCAAUGUACCAAAUGCCUCCGUUAUUACGAUACGGCCACUGCUCUAACUCAGCACUACGAGUCUCAAAGUAUCCGCUGCACAGUCCGCGAGACCGAUGGCUACGACAAUGUACUCCUCGGUGCUACGGCUGAGAAUGUCUUGACCCAAGGUCGCAUGGCUGAUGAUACUAUCAAGUAUAUCAUUAACCCGCAGGCCCCUCUUCUUACCGGUGCUGCAGCUGGUGGCGGUGUCGCUGGUGUCGCUGCUGCCCUUCGUGCUGCCGAAAGGGUACGUAACAAUCAGAAGGACGAGUUCUGGACCAAGCAUACUCCAAAGUGGUAG